Pyricularia pennisetigena is the source of this 819-nucleotide messenger RNA. RefSeq lists its product as uncharacterized. Lineage: Eukaryota; Fungi; Ascomycota; Sordariomycetes; Magnaporthales; Pyriculariaceae. The record is from RefSeq and is a predicted model, not a curated record. Gene Ontology annotation, molecular function: oxidoreductase activity, acting on paired donors, with incorporation or reduction of molecular oxygen; monooxygenase activity; heme binding. The transcript has 2 exons. The coding region runs from base 1 to 819 and encodes 272 amino acids.
AUGAGGCCCCUGGUGAACCAAAUCCUGCCCCGGUGUCGCGAGUUGCGAGCCCAAGUCGUCGAGGCUCGCAAGGUGGUGACUGAGAUCGUGGACAGGCGCCGCAAGGUAAAAGCUGCCUCCCGACUUGAAGGUCGCUCCUUGCCCGUGUUCAGCGACGCGGUCGAAUGGUGGGAGCAGGACAGCAAGGAUGAGGAUUCCGGCUACGACCCCGUAAUCGGUCAGCUUGUCCUGGCGCAAUCAUCCAUCCACACGACAACCGAUUUUUUCACCCAAGUAAUCGUCGAUGUUGCUGCACAUCCCGAGGUCAAACAUCCUCUUGUCCAGGAGGGGCAGCAGGCUACCGUCAAGUUAGGAAGGUCAAAAUCGGCUUUGUACGACAUGCGUUUGACGGAGAGUGUUUUGAAAGAGAGCCAACGCAUGAAGCCCAUCGCGCGUUAUGUACAGCUUUCGGACGGGACGUUGCUGCCCAAGGGUACAGUUCUCGGUGUCUCUGUGGAUAGAAUGUGGGAUGAGUCGGUCUACAAAAACCCUUACGAGUGGGACGGCUGGCGCUUUUACAGAAAGUACAAACAGUCCCCUGAUGCGAGGGACGUGUCCAUUGUCAACACUGGGCCUCACUAUCUGGCUUGGGGCCACGGAAAACUUGCGUGUGCUGGCCGCUUCUUUGUUGCACAGGAGGCGAAAGUGGCCCUGGCAUAUUUGCUGCUGAAGUACGACUGGGGGAUUGUCUCAUCGCCUGCGGAUACCAACUUCACCGAGUUUGGUGUCGUUCUGGCCUCUAAUCCAAAAGCGAGAAUCAGGGUUCGGAGGCGCGUGUAG